AUAUUUGCAUACAAUGAUUGAAGUUUCCUCAAAUCUUAUAAAUUUAUUCAUCAGUACCUAAUCUUAUCGAUUGCAUACUAUGCAUCAGUUUGUUACAAGACUUACUUUUCGAAUAUCUGAAUAUUGCUAUCUAAGAUUCUAAGUGAUGAAUGCAUGCUUUAUAUAGCUAACAUAAGUAAUGUAAUGCUAGUCAAGUAGUUGUUGGAGACCUUGGGGUACCAUGAAGAUGCUUGUUAUUGACUUAAUGUAUAGAGGCUUGGAUUCUAUCUGCAAGGGUUUAGAGUUCAGAAUUUUAAAUUUGCAAGUUGCAAAUUGUAAGUCAAUGUUUAUACCAUACAUCUCCGGAAAUGACGGGGAGACAACUGUAAAAUGUUAAAGAAAUGGAAUGAAUUGCAUAAAAGAACCUAGAUUAGAAGAGUGAUGCAUUUUCAAUAGAAUACUUCAUCUUCCAUAGCUAGGCAAUCAUGUCAUGUGAGGACUCCAAAGAGAUCUUCAUCCUCUCAGGGCAGAGCAACAUGUCAGGCCGUGGAGGAGUCAUUAAGUACUCCGAGACUGACCAGAAAUGGGAUAGUGUUGUUCCACCCGAAUGUCAGCCUAACCCUUCGAUCCUCCGCUUCAGCGCUCAACUCCUUUGGGAGGAGGCACAUGAGCCUCUACAUGUUGAUAUUGAUACGCAGAAGGUUUGCGGGGUUGGGCCUGGCAUGCCCUUUGCUCAUAAGCUUAUAGAGCACGAGGCUGGCACUGUUGGACUCGUGCCCUGUGCUGUGGGUGCAUCUCCGAUCAGUGAGUGGGCACGCGGAACACCCUUGUACAAGAGUAUGGUGAAGAGGUCUAAAGCUGCAGUGAGGAGAGGUGGGGAUGAGAGUGAGAUUAAGGCAUUGGUGUGGUACCAAGGAGAGAGUGAUACGUUGACAGAGCAUGAUGCAGAUGAAUAUAAAGAUAGGAUGGAGGAGUUUAUUUGUAAUGUCAGGGAGGAUCUUCAGUUGCCGUUGCUUCCAAUUAUUCAGGUGGCACUUGCAUCCGGGGUGGACGAACAAUACACAGAAAAGGUAAGAGAAGCACAGCUUGAGAUCAAUCUCCCCAAUGUGAUAUGUGUAGAUGCCAAGGGGUUGAAGCUAAAAGAUGAUAAUAUGCAUUUAACUACUGAAUCCCAAGUUCAUUUAGGACAAAUGUUGGCUGAUGCCUACCUUAGCCAUUUUUAAUCCUUCUUUGUUUGGUUAACUCGUGUAUUUGCAUCUUGUACCUUCUUUUCAAAAAGGAAUGAAACAAACCUGUAAAAUCGUGGUUUUUUUUACACAACUUGUUAGUCUCGUGUGUAUUCUUAUUUUACAUGAACCAAUUUCUACUUGUGCUGAGUAUGUAUUUAUUCCUCUUUAUAUCCCUUUUAUUCUACUUUACAAGUGUUUGUAUCGGGUGAAAUUAAUACAAGUAGAUACAGAGCAUAAAGAGAAAAGUUCAAGGUGUUUUGACUCUUGCACAAGGAUGACUAUUACGAAGAAUGUAUCAGUGUAUCACCAAAGUCUUCUUCUCAACCAAAUGCGGUUUUUUUUC
Molecule: messenger RNA, 1551 nt
Organism: Chenopodium quinoa (quinoa)
Lineage: Eukaryota; Viridiplantae; Streptophyta; Magnoliopsida; Caryophyllales; Amaranthaceae
Product: probable carbohydrate esterase At4g34215
Exons: 2
Coding region: 465-1202 (245 amino acids)
Source: RefSeq, a predicted model, not a curated record